AUGCGUGUUGAGGACACAGGGACGUAUUUCCCCAGUGUGAAGCGCUGUCCUGGCCGUUACCUGCAGCCCUGCUCAGAUGCGGUGAAGAGAUGGUUGAGGAGCAUGAAGAAGAGCGGGAAAAUCCUGCUGCUCAUCACCAGCUCACACUCUGACUACUGCCGGCUCGUGUGUGAGCACAUACUCGGAUCGGACUUUGAGGAGCUGUUUGACAUCAUUAUCACUAAUGCUCUGAAGCCUGGAUUCUUCUCUUUGGUUCCGCAGCAGAGACCUUUCAGAACGCUGGUGGAUGAUGUUGAAGAUAGUGAAGGACUACCAUCUCUGGAAAAGCCUGGUUGGUAUUCUCAGGGCAACUGGCCUCAUCUCCACGAACUACUGAAGACCAUGACCAACAAAACAGAGCCCAAGGAUCAAGGAAUGAAAUCUCCUUCAGCUGUAUCAAACCAGUGGGGCUCAUAUUUUGUGGAUGUGCAAAAGAAUGAAGGAGAGGAAACACGGAGUCUCACCUGGUGUUGCCACAGUAUCCACACAUACAGCACCAUGGCUAUACCCAGCAUUGAGGCUAUAGCUGAUCUUCCUCUAGACUUUAAGUUCCAGAGAUUCUCUUCGGAUAAGCCCAUCACGACAGGUUAUUACCCCAGACCUCCAGACUCACUGCUGAAAUGGGAAGAGAACUAGCCCCGAACCCUCAUGCCUGUCAGCAUAGACCAAGAGAUUGUUUCACCGUUACGUUCUGGAGCUGCACCACAGAGCUAGACCAUCCAUUCGUCCAAUCAGUGAUUAAGCUGUGUGAAUGUAACACCCAGAGCGCUGUCUGUGUAUUUUCUUCUCACCCCUUCCUGAAUCACUACAGCAUACACAGUAUGAAGUUGUGUCUGUACACAUGCUGAAAAUCUGUGCAUUGAUCAUUGGAUGUAGGAGGAAGUCACAGUGUAUCGUGUCUCACCCAGCAUUGUGGACCCACUACCAUUAAACUACUUUUAAUGGUGUACAGAGAAAAAAAAAACGUAGCUUUCCCAUGAGCUCUGUGUGUUUUUUUGUUUUGUUUUGUCCUGUUUUUAUGAAGGGAAUGUUAUAUGACCUCAGAGGAUUUGUUCUUGCAGCUGUUGUAAACGCUUUCUUAGGAAAGCAAUGCACAAAUUAUAUUGAAUAUUCAUGCAAUCAAGAAACAGCCAUGAGUUCUUUGCUCUUUUUAUGAUUGGUUGAUGUUUUGAGAGGGUUGUAACCUGCAGGUUUUGUAACUGGUUCAGAUCUGGGCUGGUUUGUUUUACUUUCCAUCAUUAGAUUAUGAUUUCAAUACUUUAGUUUACUGUAGCUUACUGUAUUCUGCAGACGUUUCUGUGACAAAUGGAGAAAUGGUCGUCAUACUUCCAAGCGGCAGUAAUAAAAGGAAUAGUUUACCCAAAACUAACCAUCUAACUAAACCAUCGUGUUGUUCCAAACCAUUGAGCUGUUGAUGGAACAUAAAGACUUUGCUGAAGAAUCUUCAUGCAGCUCUUUCCAUACAGCAACAGUUUAAAGUUUGUAAGAAGGACGGAAAUAAAAGCACCGAAAACUAGUCUGUAUGACUUAUGUGCUACAUUUCAAGUCUUCUGGUGCCACAAGAAGUUGUUAUUUACUGACCAUUUUUUUGUUGUUAACCAUAGAGCCCUUGCAUAAGCUCACUGAUUUAGUCAGCUGACCUCAAGAACUGGAUCAUUGAGUUAAUUGGUGUUUUGAGGGGUUUCUUUUCUCGUUGAUCUUGUAAAUGAUGUGUUUACAGUCAGACUGAUUUGUUUAACUUGCAGACUUGAUGAUCCAGUUACAGCAGUUCUCAGGUUAACAGCUCACUGACGGGAAGGUUUAUCAGUGAAAAAGGACUCACAUUUUGGUCUGUUCCUCACAUCGGAAGACAUGAAAUAUAGCAAACAAGUCUUACACUCUUAAAAAUAAAGGUGCUUCACGAUGC
Molecule: messenger RNA, 1945 nt
Organism: Sinocyclocheilus rhinocerous
Lineage: Eukaryota; Metazoa; Chordata; Actinopteri; Cypriniformes; Cyprinidae
Product: 5'-nucleotidase domain-containing protein 1-like
Exons: 6
Coding region: 1-675 (224 amino acids)
Molecular function (GO): 5'-nucleotidase activity
Source: RefSeq, a predicted model, not a curated record